This is a messenger RNA of Solea senegalensis (Senegalese sole), 3251 nucleotides long. RefSeq names its product GDNF family receptor alpha-4-like. NCBI's taxonomy places the organism in Eukaryota, Metazoa, Chordata, Actinopteri, Pleuronectiformes, Soleidae. Bases 1055 to 2431 code for a protein of 458 amino acids. Gene Ontology annotation, molecular function: signaling receptor activity. Gene Ontology annotation, cellular component: external side of plasma membrane; signaling receptor complex. Gene Ontology annotation, biological process: nervous system development. The record is from RefSeq and is a predicted model, not a curated record. The transcript has 9 exons.
UACAUAUUUCGUUGACAUCUGAAACAAAAAAAAAAAUAAGAAAAAAAGCCUACAUGCUUUGAGUCUUACAAAUGCACCUUAUUCAUGUCGGUCCAUGUGGGGGGGAAAAAAAAAAGAAACAAAAGAGGCUGGCAACGUAAUAUCUCUGAUUUAGCACCUUACUACACAGCAUGUUUUCACUUUAUGCCAGUUCAACUAUUCUUCCAUAUAUAUGAUUUCAGAAAUAAAUUUCAUAUUUUGUGAAAAUUGUUUCAUGGGAUGUGCCAAAGUUUGGAGGCGAUCUCCCAAGUGUUUAUGCUUAUCAUUUUCUUUUCCUCCUUCAGUUAUAGCAAUGGUAUGUUUCCUAUAACAGUGUGUGGAAUCAAUUUAUCUCAGCAAACAGUAUCAUUACUUGCCAUUUUACAAUAAGCCCUGUAUUUCACAUAUAUUUACCAGUGAUGUGUAUUUGUUAUUAUAAAGAAAAUAGCCGUAAAAGCUUCAUUAUGUUACAUAAUAUUGUGACUUUUUUCGAAAAACUGUGAAGACUUAUCUUGCAUAUACUUUAUACAGAAGUAUUAAGCCUUAAUACAAAAGACUAAAAAAAGUGUGGAAGAAUAAACUGAUUGUUGCUAAGUAAGGAUGAUUUUUGUAAAUGUUACCAGCACUUUUUUUGUAAUUUUCACUCUCUGAGGUAUUGUACAAGUUCAAGCUGUUUGUGAAGUUUGAUUAUGAAGGAAUAAAAACUAGUACUUUCCUGUACUUCACAGAAAGUCUUGUUGCUGUUUUAUUGUUCUGCUCUUCAUGAGGAUCCAUGUGAUGCAGAUGGUUCACAAAUCAAUACAACGAGGAUCCGACAAAUAAAUGGGACGACGGACAUCGCGAGAAGUUGAAUCGCUCCUGCCGCGCGCACGGUUCAGUUUGGUCAACUUUGUGUAGAUCGGACCACGCGCUCCAUCCGCUCCGCCUGCCAGUGCGCGCGUGCGGGCGCAGCAGCAGCAGCAGCAGAGAGGCGGCUGGAUGUGGCACGAGACGGGUCACUGAGCUGCAGCGACUUCCCACGAGCCACAACUCUCCAAUGUCACCCGACAGGAUGAUGAUCUUUGGACUUCUGCUCAACGUCUUCUCUCACGGUAGUGUUCCUGUAUCAGCGUCCUUUGAUUGUCUGGUGGCAGAGCAAGGCUGCAUCCAGGAGCAUUCCUGCAUGGUUCUCUAUCGACUGCUGGAGUACUGUGCUGCUGAGGAGGCGGUGUCACCCCUGGGCCCAGAUGCCCGUCUGGAGUGCCUGGAGGCCCAGAGCUCUUUGCAGCAGUACCGUCCCCUUCAGGUUUGCAAAUGUCAGCGUGGCUCUCGCAGGGAGGAACACUGUCUCAGGGUCUACUGGACUGUGAGAUUUGCAGCGUAUGACGAGUAUGACGUCUCCCCAUAUGAAGAACUGGAGUUAAACCUGGUGAGAAACAUCGAGAUGUCACGCAUGGCCUCCAUCAUGGCAGCGUCCACUCCUUCUGUUGAUGGGCAAAACCAGUGUCUGAAAGCAGCUCAGGACUGUGGUUUGUUUGAGAAAUGUGGCUCCCUGCGGUCCGAAUAUGUCGUUGCCUGCACCAAGAGAGCCGCCGUCUCUGAGAACAACUGUAACCGCCAGAAGUGUCACAAAGCCCUGCGGCGUUUCUUAGAGCGUGUGCCAGAGGAGUAUAGCUUCGCUCUCCUCUUCUGUCCCUGCUCUGACACACUGUGUGGAGAACGCCGGAGGAAAACCAUCGUCCCGUCAUGUUCCUAUGAGGAGAAUGUAAAAGGGGAGGAAAGAGUGGGCAAGCCAAACUGCCUCAGUCUGCAGAACUACUGCUCCAGAGAUGAGCUGUGUAGAUCACGGUUUGCUGAUUUCCAACACAACUGCCAGUCUGCCCCUUUGUCUGCCUCUGGCUGUAAGCGAGAGAGCCGAGCCAUGUGCUUAAAGGCCUAUGCUGGUCUCAUAGGGACCAUCAUGACUCCCAACUAUGUGAGCAACAGCAGCACCGAAGUGUCCCAGUGGUGCACGUGUGACGGCAGCGGCAACGAGUGGCAGGGCUGCCAGCGCAUCCUGCACAUGUUCAGCAACAACAUAUGUCUGCGCAAUGCUAUCAGCUCGAUGGGAAUCUCUGCGCCUCCUGCGGUGGAAAACACGCCCGUGCCAGCUUCUCAGACCCCCCCACGUAUUUACCAGGAAAGAGUCCAUGUCGGUGUUAACACUCUCCCAGAAUUCACCAGUAUGGAGGACAGUGAGGGAGAAGAGCAGGAGCAGCAGGAGGAGGAGGAAAGCCAGGAAUUCAAUGUCAUCCCGCCUUAUUCUGAGAAGGACUCUAAUAUUGAGUCGAGGGCCAGAGGGAGUCAGCGGGGGGCAUCUAGUCGAGCAGCACCUGUGUUACCAUUACUCUUUCUGCCCACACUUCUCCUGGACUGGAAGUGGUGGGGCUACUGAAGCCUCCAUCUUAUCCUUUGCUCAUAUUUUCAACUUCCAAAUCCAUCACAGCACUCAGAGUGAAUGGCAGUGGACAUUUGUGAGGAAGAAAUGGAAAUGUCCCUAAUUUAUGUCUCCCUUUCUCUGAAACAAAGCCUUGACUGUGUUUUUCAAAUUUAGUUUGUCUUCUCACCGCCUCCACAGGUGUUACGUACCAGUCAUACGUGCUGUGUCCUUGCACGAGUGCUCUUCUAUGAAAGGACGGGAACAAUGCUAGCAGACAUAUGUGAGUGCAUGGGUCAAUUGGGAAGUGCUGUCUGGGCAAAAUACUCCAUCUAGAGCAUGCUUCACACUCAAAGUGCAUCCUUUUUUAACAAGAAGCACAUCGCCCAAGGCCACAUCCACUAUAUGUGCUCCCAAAACCCAUAACCAGUCUACUCCUCUGCAAGCAAACCUGAGCAUGGCCUUUGAUUUCUAUUUCCUGACUCGUGUCCCAUCCAUUUCUAUGUUGCCCCUUCAGCUCUAUCCUUCCCUCCUCCUUACUGUGCUUGAGGAAGUUAAAUCCACUUAACAAAGAGCUAAUAAGAAACUACACUGCACUUAAAGUGCUUUGUAGAAGUGUUUAAAGUUUAUAAAUUUGGAAGCUCAGCUUCCUCAGAAAUGUUGUCAAAUGUGUACUGUGUUGUAUUUACAUUUCAAUACUAAACGUGUCACUAGUUUGUUCGGAAUCAGCCGUUUAUCACAGACGACGGAUCGUCUUCUGUGAUUUUUUGUAUUCCCGUAGUAGCCGCCGCAUUAAAACCACUUUGACUGCGAUGAGCUUAUCAGUGAUUGGACAAAU